Molecule: messenger RNA, 1766 nt
Organism: Periophthalmus magnuspinnatus
Lineage: Eukaryota; Metazoa; Chordata; Actinopteri; Gobiiformes; Gobiidae
Gene: mettl4
Product: methyltransferase 4, N6-adenosine
Exons: 8
Coding region: 162-1394 (410 amino acids)
Cellular component (GO): RNA N6-methyladenosine methyltransferase complex; cytosol; nucleus
Molecular function (GO): site-specific DNA-methyltransferase (adenine-specific) activity; RNA methyltransferase activity; nucleic acid binding
Source: RefSeq, a predicted model, not a curated record
ACAAAACACAAGAAGAAGAGGAUACACAGCACAUGGGGAAGAGGGACGGAUCGUGGACUAUCAGCAUGGAUCUAUGAUUAUGGAUCUAUGAUUAUGGAUCUGUGAUUAUGGGUCUAUAAAAAUGGGUCUACGGGAAAGAGCGGGUCAAAGUAGCUGCUGUAAUGUCCGUGGUGGCCCAGGGCGCUUGGGGCUGGGUGUUGGAUCCGCGCUCCCUCUUCUCUCAGAGCUACUCCCGCUGCAUCCGAUGGACAGAAGGAGGACAGAAGACAGUCGUCACGUGUAGCUUUAAAAGUCAGUGUUUUCAAACUGUGCAAAGUCAUGUGAGCAAGAAAUGUGAAGCUGGGGGCGUGACCUGCACUAAACACGAUAAGAAGAGGAAGCGGAAAUGCACAAAACUCAACCAAGGGGAAAUUGAUAUCAAAGCUUUUCAUGAUAAGGUUAGGUCGGUUAUACUGGAGGGCACUCUAGCUUUGGUGGAGUCAGCCAGAGCAUGUGGCUAUCUGAACACCACUGAAGAAUUUACACAAGAUCCUGUUACUUUCCCUGAAUGUGGCCUAAGUGAUCUGUGUGAAAUGGCUAAACAGAUCCCUCUUGUGGACAUGGAGAAACAGGACACUAGUGCUCAGGCACUUGAAGGAAGCUCUACAUUUCAUCUGGAUUUGUUCUCACGGGUGACAGAGAACAGGUCAGACUCUGCUGCGGUGGUGACCCUGUUGGGAGAUGAAUAUGUGAUACCAGCCCAGUCGGCUUUCCUGCUUUCAGACUUUACCAGAGUUCAACCACUUGUGGGCUAUGGAGCAAAGUUUGACUUAGUAGUCAUUGAUCCACCAUGGGAAAACAAAUCUGUUAAAAGAAGUAGGAGGUACAAUGCUUUGCCGUCAUCUCAGUUGAAAAAGUUGCCUAUUUCUCUUUUGGCAUCCUCAGACUGUCUAGUAGUCACGUGGGUAACAAACCGGCCAAGCCACCUGCGAUUUGUCUGUGAUGAGCUCUACCCACACUGGGGUGUAGAGGUCAUGGCUGAAUGGUUGUGGGUUAAGGUCACCACAUCAGGACAGUUUGUUUUUCCACUAGAUUCAGAGCACAAAAAGCCAUAUGAAAUCUUGGUUCUUGGACGAUUCAUCUCUACUGUAAAUAGAUCAGAAGGUAGUUCGAGUGAAUCAAUAUCAAUAGAGGAUCAUCGUUUAAUAGUCAGUGUGCCAUCAACUCUCCACUCCCAAAAGCCUCAGCUUUCAGAGCUACUGAAGCCCUACAUCAGACCCAAUGCCAAGUGUUUGGAGCUUUUUGCUCGAAAUCUUCACCCGGGAUGGACCAGCUGGGGAAAUGAGGUGCUUAAAUUCCAACAUGCGAGCUAUUUCACCAUGACACCUGCAGACGACGAUGUCAACUACCCCUAAUAAUGGCCUCCACUGCAUUUUUUAACCUGUUUCAGAAAAAAACAAAACAAAUGUCUACAUGAAUUCCUUUUGAUAUGCACUGCUUAACUGAAUAUGUGCUUUGAUUUCUGUUUGGGUUCAGCAUACAUUCUUAAGGUACACGCUGAUGAUGCAGUUGACAAGAUGAAAGCUCAUAUAUUGUGCAUGUGUGUUUUGAACCCAACUUUUCCACUUGCAGUCAGUCAGAUAAACAACAUUUCGCUUCAUUCCUCUGGAGUAAUCUUUGGCACAAUAUGUGUCUUAAAGAUGAUCAAAGUAUUACUAUUUUUACUACUGGCUGUGGACAGAAUUUUAAGUGUUUUCUUAUAAAAAAUAAAUUGUUUUAAGAAUGAA